AUGGUUCCUCCUCCGUUACGAUCGUUUGCAAAAUUGGUUCAGGAUUCCCCUCAACCUAUUCCUGAGGUCUUGGUUCCUUUUCAGGCUCCUAAAACGACGGAUGGGGAGGUGUGCAUUUUAUUCACUAAGGAUGAAAUUGAUAAAUCGGCAUUUCCAUUUUGGUUCUCUAUUGUUCUUAAAUUUCUAUGCCAAAGGCCUUCCUUAGAUUCAAUCAGAGCAUUUAUUCAUUCUAGAUGGGGUCUCAUUAACCAACCUAUUGUUUCAUCGAUGUUAAGACCUCGCAAUGCUUUCAUAAGGAUGUUGUCUGAGGAGGAUUUUGUUAAAGCUUUGAUGAGGAAGGUGACAGAUAUUGAUGGUGUGGCUUACCGUGUUUUCCAGUGGACUAUAGAAUUUCAGGAGGAUAAAGAACCUAUUAAUGUACCUGUCUGGAUUUCUUUCCCAGGCCCUCCCCCGAACUUUUAUCACGACUCAUUCUUGCGCAGUAUUCCAGCUCCACUCGGGCGAUAUCUGAAACGAGAUAACCCUACCAAAUGUGCUACACCUACAGAGGGGGCAAGAGUACGUAUUGGGAUUGACAUUUCUAAGGAGCCUUUGAAGGCAUUCUGGAUUGGUAUCCCUCGACAGCCUCAUAGUUUCUUGCAGGAAGUGAUCUAUAAGACGUUACCCGCAUACUGCACGAAAUGUAAUAUGCAAGGACAUAAUGACAAGACAUGUAAGAGGAAUGCUCAGAAAAAGGUGCGUGAUCAGAACCCUAAAAUUGGCGGUGGAAAGGUGGAUUAG
Carya illinoinensis is the source of this 780-nucleotide messenger RNA. RefSeq lists its product as uncharacterized. The transcript has a single exon. The coding region runs from base 1 to 780 and encodes 259 amino acids. The record is from RefSeq and is a predicted model, not a curated record. Lineage: Eukaryota; Viridiplantae; Streptophyta; Magnoliopsida; Fagales; Juglandaceae.